Molecule: messenger RNA, 2681 nt
Organism: Balaenoptera musculus (blue whale)
Lineage: Eukaryota; Metazoa; Chordata; Mammalia; Artiodactyla; Balaenopteridae
Gene: SLC25A29
Product: solute carrier family 25 member 29
Exons: 6
Coding region: 647-1459 (270 amino acids)
Biological process (GO): mitochondrial L-ornithine transmembrane transport
Cellular component (GO): mitochondrion
Molecular function (GO): high-affinity L-arginine transmembrane transporter activity
Source: RefSeq, a predicted model, not a curated record
CCGGGGUGUUGUCCGCGCCUCGCCCGCCCGUUGGCUGAGCUCUGCGCCCCGCCCGAGCCCGGCCGGCAGGUCCGAGGGGCGGGACACGCCGCCCGAGGUGAGGGACCACGGGCGGUGCGCGGACGACAGCAAGGGCGUGCGCCCGGCGAGGAGUCGCGCGCUGAGCCGCCGCCGCCGCCGCCGCCGCCGCCAGACCCCAGCCUGCGCGGUGCUCCGUGCCAGGAGGCGGCGGCCAGGCCGAGUCCCGGCCAAGCAGGGCAGGGGGAGCCCUCGACGGCGACCAGCCCGGCGAGGGGCCAGAGAAAGAGGACAAGGAGGAAGGGCGGCCUCACCGAGGACCCGGCAAUGGCGCUCGACUUUCUGGCUGGAUGCGCUGGGGGUGUGGCAGGUGUGCUGGUGGGACACCCCUUUGACACGGUCAAGUUUCACACACGGAGAAAUGUGCACACGCGCUCCGUGUACGAAUCUAUGAAUCACCGUGAAGCACACACCUGGGAGAAGAAACGAGGCCGGUCCCCCCGAAGCCCCCCUCCUCUCCUAACACCUCCGCCCUCCCCUUUUCCAGGCGGCCACCAUCCUAACUUCUCAUCCGUGAUGAGCGUAAGCCUCACCCCGGAGAGCGCUAGUGCGGCUCCAGGUCCAGAGCAUGGAGAAGCCCCAGUACCGAGGGACCUUGCACUGCUUCCAGGCCAUCAUCAAGCAGGAAAGCGUGCUGGGCCUGUACCGCGGCCUGGGCUCGCCCCUCCUGGGGCUCACCUUCAUCAACGCGCUGGUGUUCGGCGUGCAGGGCAACACCCUCCGGGCCCUGGGCCGGGACUCGCCGCUGAACCAGUUCCUGGCGGGCGCGGCGGCGGGCGCCAUCCAGUGCGUCAUCUGCUGCCCCAUGGAGCUGGCCAAGACGCGGCUGCAGCUGCAGGAGGCGGGGCCGGCCCGCACGUACCGUGGCCCCGUGGACUGCCUGGCGCAGGUCUACCGGCGGGAGGGCCUGCGCGGCGUCAACCGGGGCAUGGUGUCCACGCUGCUGCGCGAGACCCCCAGCUUCGGCGUCUACUUCCUCACCUACGACGUGCUGACGCGCGCGCUGGGCUGCGAGCCGGGCGACCGCCUGCUGGUGCCCAAGCUGCUGCUGGCGGGCGGCACGUCGGGCAUCGCGUCCUGGCUCUCCACCUACCCCUUGGACGUGGUCAAGUCGCGGCUGCAGGCUGACGGGCUGCGGGGCGCCCCACGCUACCGGGGCAUCGUCGACUGCGUGCGCCAGAGCUACCGCGCCGAGGGCUGGCGCGUCUUCACGCGCGGGCUGGCCUCCACGCUGCUGCGCGCCUUCCCCGUCAACGCCGCCACCUUCGCCACCGUCACCGUGGUGCUCAGCUACGCGCGCGGCGAGGAGGCCCGGCCCGAGGGCGACGCCGUGCCCGCCGCUCCGGCGGGGCCCGCCUUGGCCCAGCCCUCCAGCCUGUGACGCCCGGGCCCCCGGCACCCGAGGGCCCGAGCUCUCCCGGGGCCGCUUUUCCAAAACGCAGCCUAGACAUAAAUUGGGCCACCGGCGCCGACCACCCUGCAUCGGACGCCCAGACCCCGUGGGCUGUGACUCCAUCAGACCUGGGUUGAAUUCCACGCCUCAGCUGGGUGACCCUGGCCACAAAUUUGACAUCCUCGGCUUUCUCCUCUGUGAAAUGGGGAUCCUCAUACCCGCGUUGUACAGUCCGGAAGCUCAGAAAUGAUGCCCCCGCGGCGCCCAGCCUGGCACUGUUACUUGGAGUCUUCCAGAAACCCAGCCAACACUCCAGCCCUUUCCUGGGAUCCCAGCCACACCUCCAUGGGGUCUCUGAUGACCCACCCGUGAGCUUGCCAGCGACUCGCUAACGCUGCAAAUCCUCCACCUGGCAGAGCUCUCGGGACACUUCUUCACCUGUCCAGUCUGUGUUAGGGACAGAGAGGCAGCUCAGGGGCUUCUGGUGUCAUAGAACUGAAUCCUCUGCAAGGCUGGGAAUACUCCUACUCCUGACGCUCCCCCUGGAGGGUAAUCUGGGGGACCACUAAGAAGCCAUGAGACCUUCUGGAAGCUCCGUGUUGGCCUAGGGGCUGGGGUGGGGGAGCGGGCACAGGUCAGUGGGAGGGGCGAUCUCAACAGUUAAAUACAGCCAUGGCAAGGAGAAGUCUUUGCACCCUCUGGGCUUCAGGCUGCCCAUCUGUAAAAUGGGGACGUGGGUCAGCGGAUGUCUGGGGCUCUGGCCCACUACCAACGGCCAGGAACCAACACCAGGGUUCCCCAGGAAAUGGUGUCUUUCCCAGGCAAUCUCAAUGCUUCGUGUCCCUGUGAAUCCUCGCAGGGCCUGUGAGUGGCACAGGUACCGCCAGCUUGGGCCCCUCCAGGCCGAAGGGCAUCUGAGCCCGCGCUCCCGGGGCUGUCACUAGAAGCAGGGCUGUGGUGUGAGCUCAGGGCAGCCGGGCGCAUCCGGUACAUCAUGGCCGUGAGAAUGGGCGGGGAGGAGGAUUCUUUUGCACAAGCUGGAGGUGACUGUGGCCUCCUUUGCCCCGAGUGGCGCUCAGCCUCUUGGGCAAAGUGAUCAGCUCUCCCAGGAGGCAGGCUGUGCUCAAGGAAGGACAGGACUCCCACCUUGUACACGUGGCAUCAUUGUACAGAAACCGCCAAGGGAAUAAAGUGUUCUGUGUUUUUUUAA